UUGUCGAUCGCAACGUGGGCAAGGCCAACCGGCUGCCGUCCGAUCCGAACGGGAUCUACAUCGUGGUCACGAGUGCUGACGUGGAUGUGUGGGAGUUCAGCCGCUGCAGCUAUUGCGGGUGGCAUGCACAGAUGAUGGACAUGCGCACUGGCAGCCCCAUAGUGUAUGCAUUUGUGGGGCACCACUCGCUGUGCUGCCAGUACAGCAACUCCUCCCCCAACGGACUACCAGCCAUAGACAGCAUGGUGAGCACCAUUGCCCACGAAAUCACCGAGGCUGCUGCUGACCCCUCCUGCCUGCUUAACCCUCGCAUUUCCCUGCCACCCCCCUGUCCCUCAAAUCCCACCCCAUCCCACCCUGGCCGCUCCUCCCCUAACGGGCUGCCAGCCAUAGACAGCAUGGUGAGCACCAUCGCCCAUGAGACGACAGAGGCCACCACCGACUCCUCCCCCAACGGCAUGCCAGCAAUAGACAGCAUGGUGAGCACCAUCGCCCACGAGAUCACUGAAGCCACCACCGAUCCGGACAUUUCCUCGGGCUGCUCUGCCGCCCCAAGCUCAGCCGCCCCAAGCUCUGCUGCCCCAAGCUCUGCCGCUCCAAGCUCCGCUGCUCCAAGCUCUGCUGGCCCCAAGCUCUGCCGCCCCAAGCUCCGCUGCUCCAAGCUCUGCCGCCCCGAGCUCUGCCGCCCCAAGCUCUGCUGCCCCUAG
Messenger RNA from Closterium sp. Naga37s-1, 707 nucleotides. Lineage: Eukaryota; Viridiplantae; Streptophyta; Zygnematophyceae; Desmidiales; Closteriaceae. The record is from the annotation of a GenBank genome assembly.